This is a messenger RNA of Lingula anatina, 1282 nucleotides long. RefSeq lists its product as uncharacterized. Gene Ontology annotation, molecular function: catalytic activity. NCBI's taxonomy places the organism in Eukaryota, Metazoa, Brachiopoda, Lingulata, Lingulida, Lingulidae. The record is from RefSeq and is a predicted model, not a curated record.
AUGACCAGCCCCACUCACUCUAAUGGGGUAGCAGACAACCAGUCAUCAGAGAUCACUGUCCAUAAAGAACUCUGUCCUUCAGACCUUGAAUACUCAGACAAAUACAAAGGCUACACCAGUACCAAGGAUGGACCGAAGGCCUCGGACGAUACCCUCGAUGCAGUGAAGUCUUCCAUUCUACAGUGCCAACCUCCUUUUGUUGAAGAUUACACUUUUCAUGGCAACCCCAAAGAUGAUAAUCUUUUCAGUCGAAUCAUCAGAGGGGAAGUACAGCAAUGGCGUAUUUGGCAAAGUGAAGACCAUGUGGCUGUUUUGACUCCCUUUCCAAACACUCCGGGCUUUACUGUCCUGUUGCCACGGAAACGGUUAUCAAGCAACAUUCCUGCAAUAGAAGAACAGGACUACGUUUCUUUAAUGUUAGCAGCAAGAAAAGUGGGUCAGUUGCUUCAGAAGGCUUUCAACACUCCCAAUGUUGCCAUGGUGUGUGAGGGGAUGGCAGUAGAUUAUGCCCACGUCAAGCUUAUCCCGCUGCAUGCCUCAGGUCCAGAGGAAGUCGCCCGCCUACACGUCGAGCCAGAACACGUGGAAACCUAUCGUGGGUAUAUCACGACUAAAGAAGGACCACAAGCUAAGGAAGAAGAUCUGAAGUCUUUACAAAAGCUUAUCCUCAAAGAUGAGGAAGAUGAGAAAUGAGCUACAAUUUUUUGUCAAAUUACAAACAAUAAAUGGCAGCAUAUGUAAAGCAUCAAAUGCAAUAAUAGGUGGCAGCACUUGCUGAUACCUCAUUGUUACUGAAACAUUUUAUUCAACAACACAUAAACUUUUGUAACGCCAUAGUCAAAUCAUGACAUAUAAAACUAUGCAAUUUCUAGUCACUACCUGGUUAUAGUUACACUGGUACCUGUAGAUGGCAGCACUUGCUAGUCAAGCCAAGACUGUACAGACAUGUACUAAUACUGUAGAUGGCAGCACAGUUCAGACUCUGAUCUACUAGGCAACAGCACAGGCUUCAGGGUAUCGUAACCCUUUAAUAUCGCCCAGAUAACGAAAAUGAGGUUUUUCCUGCAUCUAAUUAUUCAAUAAUGCAUCUGUCUUUGAACUGAUUUCUGCGCUUUGACACCCACCCACCCUCCCUCCGAAUGUACAAGUUUUCUCUCUUAGAAACCAAACGAGACUCAGAAACUAUAUUAAAAGCAAAAAGAACCAGAUGUACAUAUGUAGUUUACCAGAACUCGGUCCCUUUUCCUAAUAACUGGCUUUGCCAAAGUCAGAGGAGCUGUUA